Molecule: messenger RNA, 1761 nt
Organism: Penicillium mononematosum
Lineage: Eukaryota; Fungi; Ascomycota; Eurotiomycetes; Eurotiales; Aspergillaceae
Exons: 2
Coding region: 1-1761 (586 amino acids)
Source: RefSeq, a predicted model, not a curated record
AUGGCUGCAACAAGGCCUGUUCGGCCGAAACCCCUGGACUGGGCAGGUCCCUCGCAUUUGGAUGUAUUUGUUCGCAAUCUAAAACUGUUGCAUCUGGAUCAACGCGAGGAUUGGCCCGGUUUGCGAACUUUGCUGAUAUUCCAUGCAGAAACUCCGGCCCUUCUUCCCCCGUUAGAGCCUUUACAGUCUGUCAACCUCCGCGCGGCCUUGUUUCGGUGUCUGGGUGAAUUGAAGAAGAAUGGCGAUCUGGGAAGGGAAAUUGUGCUCCGCAAAACUAUGCUGGAUGAUUGUAAGGGUGAUAAAUUCGAGGAGAUGCUCGCUGGCUUCUCCACCGCCGUUCUCCGUAAAGUUGUGGCGGUGUCCGCGGACGAGAUGCUUCGGAAUCCUGCCAUGAAACUUUCUACUGCGACGGCCAUGACCCCAACCGACUAUCAGAAUCUCCUGCCGCUCAUUCUUGCCCAACAAGUAUCUCUCGGUUCUGCGGGAGAACGCCAUGCCCGAGUUAGAGAGGCGUAUGAUCGGUUCUCACAACUUCUAGAUGAUAAAAAGGUUGAAUUGACCGAACGCGCGAAUCAAGGAUCAGGUAGUCACGUGUAUGAUAUGCGGAGCGACCCUGAGAGCUUGGUGCGUGAGUUACAAACAAAUUGGCUAGGCAGCGAGGAAUGGGCCAAUGCACUGCUCGAAGGCGGAUCACAAAGCAGCACUGAUUCUUUUCUUGAACUCCCUUUCUCAACGGCAUGGAUGCGGGCAAAGGACUCGAAUGUGGACGGUUUCAGCAGUGGGUUGAAGCAGGACCUGAUCUUUGAUUUGGAGGCUCGUGUUCUCCUCCAACGAAGUCGACUACGCAGGUGGCAUGAAUACAACAAGUCCCUGUCAAAGGACAAAAGAACCGACGAAAUGGGCACAUCCUCGCCUAAAGAACCACGCGUGUUAUUCCUGGAUCACCAGUCUCUCACAGUUGCUAGUAUAUCCAAAGCGGUUCGCCAGCCCGGGGAUUGUGGGCGGACUUUGAAAGGGCCAGAGAAAUAUCUCCUGUCAUCUGUAAAUGAGGCCCUAUCCCGUAUCAACGGCAAAUCCCGCACCAAGCCAUCUGCAGUUUUGACACCGGAGGUCAAAACGAGCAGCAAAUUACAGUUCAGAAGCUCAUUGGAUAUUGCCAACUCGCCAUCAACAGUGGCAGAAGACCACAAUGCCCCAGGUCAUCCACCAGACUUGGAACCUCCAGAGCUCCGUCCAGAGCCCAGCUCCAAGCCCAAGCCACAUCCAGAACCAGAGCAUAUUCAACCCUCGCAACCAACUGUCCGGCUCUCCCCAGACUGCCCCUCACCAGACGAGGAAUUAGCCCCAGAACCCAUCAAGCGCACUCACACCUUAGCCGAGCGCACACGAAGGUCAUUGUCACUCCUCCCACCCGUGGCGCAUGAAGAAACACGGCCCCGCCGCAGAUCCCGCCCGUCCUUCCCAGUCAACCAGUUUGUGACGCCGCGGAAAACCUCCGCGCACUCAGCUCGUUCAAGGGAUGAAGUCUCACGUGCUUCGACCCCACACGAUCAGCUCUUUGAGGAAGAUGCUGAGUACGCAAGUGUCUUUAAGUCGCGACCGCGUGUGGCGCUUAGUCCUAUUUCGUCGCCGGCUGUGCAUGUCAGCCCUUCCUUUGAAGAUGAGAGUUUUGAAUUGGAUCAUGAGGAUGGGGAUGAGAGUGAAGGUUGUGAGUGGGGGGAUGUUGAUUCGCCUUCGGCUGCUCCGCGAUUGAGGAGCUAG